AUGGUGUUCUUGAGAAUUAAUAAGCAAGCAUAUUAUAAGACAGUUUUGGGAGGAUGUGCUUCUAUUGGUGUGAUGGGAAUAAUGAUGCUUAUUUUCAUCACAAAUUUUAUUGCCUUUAUAUAGAAAGAAUAGUUAAAAGUUAUUACGAUUUCAGAGUACGAUGAUAAUGUUGAUCAUAUUGCUUUUAAUAACUCAAAUUUUUUAUUUGCUGUUUAGAUUGAAUAAGACCAUUUUAUUGAAAACCCUUAUUUUAAUAUUACUUUGAAAUAAAAGUAUACUUUUAUUAUGAUCAAAGAGUUUAUUCUCGCAAUUUAUAAGGAGAUCUUGAAAAAAAGACAGUUCCUAUAGAAUUAGUUCCAUGUACACUGGAUCGUUUCAAUUAAAUUUUUGCUGAAAACAAUGUCAAUUUCAAUUAAUAAUUUUAAUAACUUCAAUUAAAUGAUUUUCUGUGUCCAUAGUAUUUAUUUAAUUUCAAUAUAUAUUUUAGAAUUAAUACAGAAAUUCAUAUUGGAGGAACUUAAUCAAGUAAAUAUCUUAUUGAUAUAAAUAAAUAGGUGCUUUGUUCUAUUUUAUUGAUCUAUCAGUUUCAUAAUGCUAAAAUAAUUCAUCUAAUUAAUGGAAACCCAUUUGUCGUAAACCUGCUUAACAUACUUUCAAAAUUAAAUUACUCACAGUAAAUUAAGUAAAACAAAAACACACAUUCUAAUAGAUUAUAAACCCCUAUAAACCAAAAGAAUCUUAUGUUCAACCUUUCAUAGAUGAUUCAUUAACUUUUACAUUCAAUCUCAAUCUAACUAAAUCUAUUAAUGCUUUCGUUACAAAAUAUGAUUUUCUUAAUGAUGAAAGCUUACUUCCUAUAAGGUAAAUUUAACCUUUCUAUUUUAAAUAUUAGCAUGAUUGAAGAAAAGUCUUUUUUUGUAUUAGAUCCAACUGAUGUAUAAUAAGAUUACACUGAGAUUAUUGAAGACUCUUAUGUUAAAUUAUUACUUCGCAAGAAACCUUUUAAAACUAAGUUUUAGAGACAAUAUCAAAAAUUAGAUGAAUUACUUUCCAAUAUUGGAGGUAUAUUAUAAAUAUUCUCUUUUUUUAUUGGAUUACUUGUAACUAUAUAUAAUCGAAUUAAUUGUAUUUCUUAUAUAUUUUUGAUUGUAGAUAUGGUUGAAUUAGGAAAUAAACUAUAUGAUUUUAGUAUUGAUGAUUCAGACUAAAAGAAAAUAUAUCAUGACAAUCUCAAGAUUCUUGCAGAAACUUAAGCUGCUGCUAAUAUUGCUAAGGGUUCUUAAUCAUAUUAACCAUUACAAAAGGCUAUUCUUACAGAUAAUGAAAUUCGUAUAACUGAUAGUUAGACAUAACCACUUAAAUAAGAAUAAAGUUAAUAAUUAAUAUAUCUUUAGAAUUAUAAACUAAAUUAUGUUGUUCAUCUGGAUUAGAUUAUUUUUAAACUUAAUUAUAAAAAAUGUUUGAGAAAAAGAAACCAAUAGAUUUAGAUUUACAAAUAUUUUUUAAUUUUAUUACAUGUGGUUUAUUAUUUAGUGAAAUUCCAAAGGUCAAAUUAAUGAAUAAAGCAUAGUAUUUUAUAUUUAUUAAUUCUAAGUGAUUAAAUUAUUCUAUAAUCAGAUAUUUACUCUCUAUUAACUAGAUUGAAUGAAAUUGAUAAAUUAAAAGAAGUACUAUUAACUCCAAAUUAAUUGGUUAUGUUUAAUUUUACUCCAAAACCAUUAAUUACUUUAGAAGAUGAAGAUCUUAAAAUCAAUAGAAAUAUGGUAGAAAAUUAAAUUAAAACUCCAUAAGAUAAGUAUCAAUAUUUGAUUAUAAUAUAAAGUAAAGAAGAUAUGUUAGUAUAUACAAAAAUGAUGAUGAAACAAAAAAGAUAAAAUAAAACUGGAAAGAAUCAUGAAUCAAUUAGAACAAAAAAGAGAUCGAGCUUUAUUCCAUAACCUCUUAAUAAUUAUGUGUAUUAAUAAAUUUAUAAUGUAAAAUUGUAAACUAAAAUAUAGGCAUACGAAGAGAUUGUUAAAAAGAAAUCUGAAUCUAAUGAAAUUCUAAAUUCAUAACUUAUAUAAAUGUUAGGGGCAGAAUUAGAAUUAGUUUAUAAGGUUUGUUAAAAAAUUGAUUAGGAUGGAAAACCAUUUAAUUCUUAUCAUCAGAAAUUAAAAUCAUCCCUUUGUUAAAAUAAAUGUCUUAUUUAAUAAGAUAUUGAAAAAUAAAAUGAUAGCACAUGA
Paramecium pentaurelia is the source of this 2222-nucleotide messenger RNA. Lineage: Eukaryota; Ciliophora; Oligohymenophorea; Peniculida; Parameciidae. The record is from the annotation of a GenBank genome assembly.